CAGGUCUUUGCGCAGACGAGAUGCAAAUCCAGAGCGGUACCGGUAAAAGGCUGACGCCAAGAUCGGAGAUGGCCAUUCAUCUGCAGCGGAACGGACAUAGAAGUAGUUAUGAUGAAAGCGCUUACUUACCGAAGCAAAAUUUGAAAUACAGUCAGAUACUCUCUCUUUUUUCCCCUCCAACGUCUGCCCAUUUCCUUCCACUUUCAGUAUGAGCGGAAGUUUGUUCUGCUGAGCUUUGAAGACUACAGAACCCAUCUCAAGUCUGCCUUUGACUUCUACUCUGUAUGGAGAACGCAUCAAACACAUCUGAAACCCUAACCCUAAAGCGUCGGGGACAUGUUUGCACGGAUUUAAAUGUGUCGCGUUUGGUCGGGGUAGUUUGACAGAUAAGUACUGGACGACGCGCACGCAGGAAUCCGCUUCUUGGCCGCAAACAGGAGGAAAGCAGGAGGCUUAUAGUGAAAGUCAGCGAGAGGAGACUGUGGACGCACAGAUGGUGUUUCCGUGGGACGCCAAAUACGACCCUGCCCCCGGUCGCCGCUAUACUCCCCCCUCUACCACCCUCGCCUCGGGGGGGAAGAUGGCCGAGGCCCUGCCUCUCGGAGCCCAGGAGGCCGGUGGUGGAGCUGCUAUGGUGGGAAAAUUGCGAAUUGCAGACCACGGCAUGGUGGAGGUGAUGCCAGAUCAUCCAGGAGAGCUGGUGAAGACAGACAGUCCCAAUUUUCUGUGCUCUGUGUUGCCUACUCACUGGAGGUGUAAUAAGACUCUGCCCAUUGCUUUUAAGGUGGUUGCCCUGGGCGACAUUCCAGAUGGCACCUUGGUUACAGUGAUGGCAGGAAAUGAUGAGAAUUACUCAGCAGAGCUUCGCAAUGCGACAGCUGCAAUCAAGAACCAAGUGGCCAGAUUCAACGACCUCCGCUUUGUGGGCCGCAGCGGUAGAGGGAAAAGUUUCACACUGACCAUCACAGUAUUCACCAACCCUCCACAGGUGGCCACAUACCAAAGAGCCAUUAAAAUCACAGUGGAUGGUCCCAGAGAGCCGCGGCGUCAUCGUCAGAAGAUGGACGAAGUCAAACCAGGCUCCCUGGCUUUCUCUGAGAGGCUAACAGAACUGGAACAGCUGAGAAGGAGCUCCAUGAGGGUGACACCUCCUCAUCACCAUCAUCAAUCGUCAGCCAACAGUCGCCAACCUCCAACUCUCAACUCUGCCGCUUUCUCCAGCCCCACGCACACUCAGAUAACUCCUGAUUCCAGACAGAUGCAGUCAUCACCAUCAUGGUCUUACGAUCAAUCGUAUCCUUAUCUUGGCCAGAUAACUACACCCACUGUUCCCACGGCUAAUUCUCUAUCACCUGGUCGUUCUUCUCUCAGUGACCUGUCCUCUCGACUAACAGGCUCUGAGCUCACUGCCUUUGGUGACCCAAGGAUGACCUUAGAACGGCCUUUCAGUUCCCUGCCCUCCUUGCCUGACUCACGUUUUUCUGAUCCCCGGGUGCACUAUCCUCCCACUGCAGCUGCCUUUACCUACACCCCAUCCCACAAUCCAGUCUCCAAUGGUGCACUCGGUAUCACAAUGGCAACAGCCAUGGCCACCACCCCUGCAGGGAGGUACCACACCUACCUGCCUCCACCCUAUCCUGCAAAUGCACCCCAAGCUCAGAACGGGCCCUUCCAGUCCACCUCCUCACCAUAUCUCUACUACUCCACUGCCGCUGGCUCCUACCAGUUCUCCAUGAUGACAAGCGGAGCAGGCAGCAGUGAUUCACGCUCACCACCAAGGAUCUUGCCACCAUGCACCAAUGCCUCCACAGGUUCUUCCCUCCUGCACCCCUCUUUACCCAGUCAGAACGAAGGGGUGGGUGCGGAGGUGGAGUCCAGUCACAGUAGCUCACCAACAAACAUGGCUCCUGCUGAAGCUGUCUGGAGACCCUACUAAACGAGUAAUGGCAGAAGUGAAGGGUGCACCCACCCACUUUGUCAUGUGAUGCACACACUGGCAAGGGUGGAACAAAUAAAAUGAAACGGUAACAUCCGGUGGGUCUGCCUACUAAUUAGCAAGGAAUAUUGAGUUUCAAGUUAAGCUGCAUGUUAAGACCAGUUUAUGUUAGAACUGGCUAAUGUCGGUACCAAACAUCACACAACUGGAAGCCAGAAGAGUACAGCCAGUAGGAAAUACUGUCACAUCAGGGUCUAUCAAGAUAGGAUUGCUCUCUGUAGAGGAGAAACAACAAACUGAAGACACUGUGCUUGAGCAGGACUGGACUGAUCUCAGCCAAGCAUCCUUUGUUCAGUACCAGGACUUAUUCGUCAUAAUGUGGUUGAUGAUGUGAAUAUAUUAUUUGCUCCUGACAAAUGUUGUGAUGAACUGUUUGUGUUUACUGUAUCAGCAUUCUUUCUCCCUUUUUUCUUUCUCAACUAAAGUUCAAGAAAUAUCAUUUUAGACAUGAAAUAGUUCAAAGUUUUCCAUUGUUUCCAUUUCCAAAGUUCACUGUAUUCCAUUAGCUGUGUUCAUCCAAGAUGGUCUUCUCUGUUCUCCAAAUCCACCACCAUUUAAUUUUGAACCAACAAACCAUCGCACCAAAGAUUGCACCAUUGUAAAAGCAUUGAAUUUGUUCUCAUGACACCUUUUUAGAGUUUAUUUCAUAUUUGUUCCUGUCUGUGUGCAUAUGUGUGUUUGGGUGAGAGUCCAUGUAAUUGUGUGUCUGUGUGUCAAAUUUUCCAGUGAUCCACUACUGAUUUGUACCAUAUAUAGCAAUGACUGUAUAUGACACCCUAAGAUUGUUUUCAUCACCCCUUCCUCUCUCUCAUUGUCUCUCUCAAAUAGACACACAGACUCAGAGAGACAUACAAAGACACACACACACACUUACGUCAUAGUUUGCUAUAACACUGUUGUGUAUAUUUCAAUUAGACUGAUGUAAAUAUAAAGAAAACACAACUGUUUCCUGGUCCUUUAAUAUGUUUUCAUUGUUAUUUGUCUCUUCAUGAAUAAUCUGCCCUAAGACAAAACACACACACACAACACACACACGAUCUUUUGCUGUUUCUGACCCUGAACCUGAAGUGCAACACCAACACACUUAAAAGUCGAGUGAGAUACCUGACACCUGCAGCCUGGAAUUUAAUACCAAAUGAGUAAUUCAAGUUUGUAGAUGACUGGAUCUAUUCAUAUAAAAAGGACACCAAGGUAUCGUUGGAGACAGCUGGAUAUAUUUCUAACAAAAUGAAACUCAGAGUCUGUACUCUCCAAACUGAAUGAAAUGUUAUUUUUAAACAGUUUUUAUUUCAGUUGAGGUUGUGUGCAAAAUAGAAACGUUCAAAGUUCUUGGAUUUAUUUCUUAAACUCUUUACCUAAUAUCGUUCCCAAAUGUAAGAACAAGAGUUGGUACUCUCUAAGGUGUGUAGCAUGAUGUUUCCAUCUUAUGACGACAGGUAUUGGUGCUUUCUUUUGAGUUUUGAUAUAUGACACAGUAUACACUAUAUUGUCAAAAGCAUUUGCUUGUCGGACUUCACAUACAUAUGAUAUCCCAUUCUUAAUCGAUUAGGUUUUCCACAAGGUUUAGGAGUGUGCUUAUAGGAAUGUUUUAGCAUUCUUCCAGGAGUGCAUUUAUGAUGUGAGUCACUGAUGAAGGACGAGAAUACUUGGCUUGCAAUCUCCACUCUAACUCAUUCCCAGGUCUAUAUGCAGGCCAGUCCAGUUCUUCCACUCCAAACCGCUUUGUGCACUGGUGUGCACUCCUGUUGGAACAAAGUUUGGGGCUUGAAAUUGGAAUACUUUGGUAUCCUAAAUUAUUAAGAGUUCCUUUAACUGGAAUUAAGGGUCCCAGCCCAAGUCCUGAAUAGCUACCCAACACCAUGAUCCCCCCCUCCACCAACCAUUACACCCGGCACGGUGCAGUCAGACAACUAACUCCUGGCAACAAACCCAGACUUGCCCAUUAGACUGCCAAAUGGAGAGGCAUGACUCUUCACUCCAGAUACCACAUCUUCACUGCUUUAGAGUUUAGUGGCAGCAUGCUUUAUUUUUAUCCAACACUUUGUGUUGUGCUUGGUUAUGUAAAGCUUAGAUGUAGGUCCUCAUUCAUGGAAACCUUUCCGAUUAAGCUCUUUGUUCUUGAGCUAAUCUGAAGGCCACAUGAAGCUUGGAGGUCUGUAGUAAUUGACCCUUCAGAAAAUUGAGUACUGAGCAGAUGAUCUAUUGGACUUAGAUAAGGCAAGCGUGGAGCCCAGUGCAUUAUAUUAUUUCCUCCAUCCAAAAGGAUGAACUACUGUUAAUAAAUGAGGGAGGCCAUUGUCAUGCAUUGUCAAAGGAAGUCAGAGCCCACUGCACCAGUGUAGUGUCUAAUAAUGUGUUAAGACAAUUUAAUCCCAGUAUCUAAUGGUGGUCAGGGUGCCAUUGCCUAGCCUGUAGAGGUCUAUGCAAUCCAUUCAUUGAUUUGUCUUCCCAGAUCAUUACUGGCACAGUACCCAAAUGGUUAUGUAGAACGAUGAUACAAACAACAUAAAUGACAAUUGGACCUUCACACCACUGGCCUGCUGAAGGUCAUUUUGUAAGGGAUUGGCAGUGUUCAUCCAGAUACUGUUGCUGCUGACUGUUUAAAAAGUUUUUGUUCAACUAUCCAGAGUAGCUGUGUGUCUCCUAGAAUCUCCUCCAUGCUCCUGAGACUGUGCUGGGAGACACAGCAAACCCUCAGGCAAUGGUAGAGUCCAGGUAUCGCCUCAUGCUACCCAUAGUGACACUGAGCCUCGCCAAAUCAAAACUAGUGGAAAAAACUCUCUGAAAAGAUGAGGAUAGAGUCAGCCAAUUGUUUCCCCCUGAUUAACACCCCCCACACAACUGACCAGAUGAGUAUCCCAGAAAUGUAAUACUGUACUCUGAUCCAGGUGCUCCAUUUUUUGAGCUCUGUAUGACUGAUGACAGAUUAACAAGGAGCUGGAUUCUCAUAAAGUCUCAGUGAUCAUCAUGACAGGGAAACAGGAGCUACAGUGAGAAAAAAACCUGAGACUAUUUGUUUCGCUGUUUAUGAUUUUCCUUCAAUAGUCUGAACAAACUCGUUAAAAAUUUAAACUUGUAUUUUGAAAUUUUCAUUUGUAAAAUUUCUCACACAAAUU
Messenger RNA from Haplochromis burtoni (Burton's mouthbrooder), 5112 nucleotides. RefSeq names its product RUNX family transcription factor 1 (gene runx1). Gene Ontology annotation, cellular component: nucleus. Gene Ontology annotation, biological process: regulation of cell differentiation; hemopoiesis; regulation of transcription by RNA polymerase II. Bases 494 to 1936 code for a protein of 480 amino acids. The transcript has 8 exons. The record is from RefSeq and is a predicted model, not a curated record. Gene Ontology annotation, molecular function: DNA-binding transcription factor activity, RNA polymerase II-specific; ATP binding; RNA polymerase II cis-regulatory region sequence-specific DNA binding. NCBI's taxonomy places the organism in Eukaryota, Metazoa, Chordata, Actinopteri, Cichliformes, Cichlidae.